Cyprinus carpio (common carp) is the source of this 3351-nucleotide messenger RNA. RefSeq names its product dedicator of cytokinesis protein 9-like. Gene Ontology annotation, molecular function: guanyl-nucleotide exchange factor activity. The transcript has 20 exons. Gene Ontology annotation, biological process: small GTPase-mediated signal transduction; positive regulation of GTPase activity. The coding region runs from base 79 to 2523 and encodes 814 amino acids. The record is from RefSeq and is a predicted model, not a curated record. Lineage: Eukaryota; Metazoa; Chordata; Actinopteri; Cypriniformes; Cyprinidae.
CAGCAUUGACAGCCACUCCCCCUAGACAAGUGUCAUAUCGCUGGGGUUCUGGGCAGCUCUUUGCUCCGCUGUGACAAAAUGGACCAAUCUGAAGUGAAGAACAUAUUAAUGUGCUUCCUGCAUAUGUUAAAGAGCAUGUCUGAAGAUGCUCUGUUCAACUACUGGAAUAAAGCUUCACCCACAGACCUGAUGAACUUCUUCAGUCUGCUAGAAGUGUGUCUUCAUCAGUUCAGAUAUAUGGGAAAGAGACACAUUGCAAGGACUCUGGAGGGAUCAGGGCCUGUGGUUCACGAGCGCCGCUCUCAGACCCUUCCUGUGUCCCGCAGCAGGACAGGAGUCUUACAUGUGAGACUGCAGCAGCUCAACAGUCUGGACAACUCCUACACCUACAACCACACUUACAGCCAUUCAGAUGCUGAUGUGUUGAAUCAGUCUCUGCUGGAAGGAAACAUUGCCACAGAAGUUUGUCUAACAGUUCUGGACACACUGAGCAUCUUCAUCAUGGGCUUUAAGGUCAGACAUCAUCAUCAUCACCUGCUCUCACGAGUGAUGCUCAUUUGGGUUUGUUUGGAUCAUGGCCACAAUCCUCUCAUGAAGAAAGUGUUCCAGGUUCAUCUCUGCUUCUUACAAAUCAACCAAUCAGAGACGGCCCUCAGGCAGGUCUUCACUUCCCUUCGCACGUUCAUCUACAAGUUUCCUUGUACGUUUUUCGAGGGCCGUGCGGAUAUGUGUGCAUCUUUCUGCUAUGAGAUCCUGAAGUGCUGUAACUCCAAACUGAGCUCCAUCCGCAGCGACGCGGCUCAUCUGCUCUACUUCCUGAUGAAGAGCAACUUCGACUACACUGGACGCAGAUCCUUCAUCCGCACGCACCUGCAGGUGGUGAUUGGCGUCAGUCAGCUGAUCGCUGAUGUCAUCGGAAUAGGAGGGACGAGGUUCCAGCAGUCGCUGUCAAUCAUCAACAACUGUGCCAACAGUGACAAAACUAUCAAAAACACAGCAUUCCCAUCUGAUGUGAAAGACCUGACCAAGAAGAUCCGGACUGUACUGAUGGCCACGGCUCAGAUGAAGGAGCACGAGAGAGAUCCGGAGAUGCUGGUGGACCUGCAGUACAGUCUGGCCAAAUCUUACGCCAGCACACCUGAACUCCGCAAGACGUGGCUGGACAGCAUGGCCCGGAUCCACGUGAAGAAUGGAGACCUCUCUGAGGCAGCCAUGUGUUAUGUGCAUGUGGCAGCGCUGGUGGCCGAAUACCUGAGGAGGAAAGGAAUGUUUAAACAGGGCUGUACUGCAUUCAGAGUGGUCACACCAAACGUCGAUGAGGAAGCGUCCAUGAUGGAAGAUGUGGGCAUGCAGGAUGUUCACUUUAAUGAGGACGUCCUGAUGGAGCUUCUGGAAGAAUGUGCUGAUGGAUUGUGGAAAGCGGAGCGUUAUGAGCUCAUCUCUGACAUCUACAAACUCAUCAUUCCCAUUUAUGAGAAACGCAGAGACUUUGAGAGACUGGCUCACCUCUAUGACAUCCUGCACCGUGCCUACAGUAAGGUCACAGAGGUCAUGCACACAGGCAAGCGCUUGCUGGGAACAUAUUUCAGAGUAGCGUUCUUCGGUCAGGGGUUCUUCGAGGAUGAAGAUGGGAAAGAAUACAUAUACAAGGAGCCCAAAUUCACCCCGCUGUCUGAGAUCUCACAAAGACUCCUUAAACUGUAUUCAGACAAGUUUGGAGCAGAGAAUGUCAAAAUGAUUCAGGAUUCUGGCAAGAUUAAUCCAAAGGAUCUGGACUCUAAAUACGCCUACAUCCAAGUGACCCAUGUCACCCCAUUCCUGGAGGAGAAGGAGCUGCUGGAGAGAAAAACCGACUUUGAGAGGAGCCACAACAUCCGUCGAUUCGUCUUUGAGAUGCCGUUCACCGUUUCAGGCAAAAAACAAGGCGGCAUAGAGGAACAGUGCAAACGCAGGACUAUCCUCACCACCAUGCACUGUUUCCCGUACGUGAAGAAGCGGAUCGCGGUGAUGUAUCAGCACCAUGUGGAUCUGAACCCCAUUGAGGUGGCCAUUGAUGAGAUGAGUAAGAAGGUGCUGGAGAUCAGACAGCUGUGUUCCUGCAGCGACGUGGACAUGAUCCAGCUGCAGCUCAAGCUACAGGGCAGCAUCAGUGUUUUGGUAAACGCUGGCCCUCUUGCCUACGCCAGGGCUUUCCUGGAUGAUGCCAGCACUAAGAAAUACCCAGACAACAAAGUCAAACAGCUGAAAGAAGUUUUCCGGCAGUUUGUGGAGGCGUGUGGUCUUGGUUUAGGUGUUAAUGAGCGUCUGAUUAAAGAAGAUCAGCAGGAGUAUCAUGACGAGAUGAAGGCCAGCUACAGAGAUCUCACUAAAGAGCUGUCCGCCAUCAUGCACGAGCCUAUCAGUCCAGCGGAUGAUGGGAUGCGCAGUCCUCUGCCGGAUUCACUGCACAUCUUUAAUGCCAUCAGCGGGACGCCCACUGCCGCCACUAUCCAGGGUCUGCCAAACUCCUCGUCAGUGGUGUGAACCUGACCCCUGCAGUGACCUUAUGACCUUUCACCUUUCGUUUCACACCUCCACCCGCCCUACAGCUCUCUCUGAUAUCGUGAAGGAGAGCCGAGGGCAGUUUCUCAGGAGGAGAUCUGUAUGUUUCUGCCUCAUCUGGGGGAUUUCACCUACUGUUUCCUGUGGAGACUUAAUCAAAAGCAUGUAUUUUAUUUUUGGCCAUUUUGCCAGUUUUAUUAAUAGCCGUUGUAAAGAGAGCAGAGGAAAUAGUGUUGAGAAGAGAGGGAGAAUGGGUCUGAAAAUGAUGCGAGUCAUGUAAGCACUGCAUCUAACGUGUGCUUACAGCUAAACUAUGACUCUGACCACAACGGCUGCAUCCUCUGCUAAUAUAUAUGUUUUAUUUCUUCAUGUUGUAUUACUUGUUCAAGUUCAGAUCUUUCAGUUUUUGAAUGCCAGACUGAAGUCUACUAGCUCUACUGGCUUGCUGUCUUGAGAGACACGUGACAUAGAGUUUAAAGCGCCAUCCGCAUCAGACUGAUUUGAAGAUGUUGUAUGUGAUCCAUGUGUCUGUGGAUGUGUUUGCGCAGCAGACGCACGUUGAGUGGGUGUGGCAUUGUGUGAUGAGGUCAGCACUUUUACUGCAUGUGAUACACUGGAGGUGUGGCGGAGCUUGUGCAGACACAAGUGCUAUCAUUAUGCCUAUCAGUUAUUAAAUAUUUUUAUACUGUGGGACAGCUGAAUGUGAUAUUGUUUGUAUCUGUAUUUAACAGUCGCAGCUCUGCUGUAUUUAAACUGAUAAUGUCCCCAAUGCUUUGAAUAAAAUCUCACACAAUUCUGUGAAAAAAAAAA